UCAUUAUGAAGAGAGAUCUGGUUUUCUUGGUGACUCUAAUUAGCCUUGCCUUCCUGUCACUGCUAAGGUCUGGAUAUCCUCAACAUAUUGCAGAGGAGUCCUGCUCUGUUCAAAUUCUUGUUCCAGGCCUCAAAGGGGAGGCUGGAGAAAAGGGGGAGAAAGGUGCUCCAGGUCGUCCAGGCAGAGUUGGACCUCCAGGAGAAAAAGGAGAAAUGGGGGACAAAGGACAGAAAGGCAGCAUGGGACGGCAUGGAAAAAUCGGUCCUAUUGGUUCAAAAGGUGAAAAAGGAGACAUGGGUGACAUAGGACCACCAGGUCCUAAUGGUGACCCAGGCAUCCCCUGUGAGUGCAGCCAGCUAAGGAAGGCUAUUGGUGAGAUGGAUAUCCAAGUGGCCCAGCUGACAACAGAACUAAAAUUCAUAAAAAAUGCUGUUGCUGGUGUGCGUGAGACAGAUAAUAAGAUAUAUCUGCUGGUGAAGGAAGAGAAAAGGUACAAGGAAGCCCAGCUCUACUGCCACGGAAGAGGAGGGACACUGAGCAUGCCCAAGGAUGAGACUGCCAACAAUCUGAUUGCCUCGUACAUCAACCAAGCUGGGCUGACCAGAGUUUUCAUUGGGAUUAAUGACCUAGAGAAAGAGGGAAAUUUUGUCUAUUCUGACCGAUCACCCAUGCAGACCUUCAACAAAUGGCGCAGUGGGGAGCCCAACAAUGCCUAUGACGAGGAGGACUGUGUGGAGAUGGUGGCGUCUGGAGGGUGGAAUGAUGUUGCAUGUCAUAUUACCAUGUAUUUUGUGUGUGAAUUUGACAAGGAAAAUGUCUAAGCUUGUCUGCUCUUUCUUUAUUUUAAGAAAAGAUUUUA
Messenger RNA from Nestor notabilis (Kea), 859 nucleotides. RefSeq names its product collectin sub-family member 11 (gene COLEC11). The transcript is spliced from 6 exons. Bases 6 to 821 code for a protein of 271 amino acids. The record is from RefSeq and is a predicted model, not a curated record. Lineage: Eukaryota; Metazoa; Chordata; Aves; Psittaciformes; Psittacidae.